AGAUGCAUAUGUUUGUGUUUGUGAACGUGUCAGUGUGUGGACUAAAGGGCCAUUAAUGAAUAGCAAACAAGUAAAACAAAUACAAUUUAUGUGGAUUUUAUGUGAAAAUGUCUGAGACACUACAAACAAUAUUAACAUUGCCCCCAUUUUGUUUAGUUGAUUUUACAUCAGCCGAAAAAAUAACCUCUACAAUAAAUAACCAAGGAACUGUUGUUCUGCUGUGGAUGAGUGUCAUGGCUUUACAUUUCUGAGAUCUGUCGGUGUGUGUAACGCCUAGGGAAAAAUUGGUCCUUUCCUGUUGAUUUGAGUGAAGUGAGGUUGAAUCUACCUCAUGGCUGAUGAAGAGAGUGUGUACAUCUCAUUGAGACCAAAGAUUUGUGUGUGUGUGUUCAGAGGGCAGGGCUGCUCAGUGUGGGUGUGUUAGAGGGAAAACCUUAUAAAAGCCAUGGAGAGCUGUUCUCCUCUACUCAUCUAUCAGUUUAUCUGUCCAUCAGCUGCUCUUUGGUGUCCAACUUGUCUCCAUCACCUCGUCUCCAUCACCUCGUCUCUAUCACCCCGUCUCCAUCAUGCUGGCUCCAGCUCUGCUCCAGACUACGCUGGUUCUCUGGCUGGUUCAGCAAACUCUGCAAGGCGGGGUGGUUAAACCUCAGAGUGUUUCCUGGGGGAAAGUACUGCCAGCUAGAGGUGUUAAUGUUGCAAUGAAACCUGGAGUUGCAGGAACUCUCGGAGCUCUUGGGAACCGAUUUGGCACUAAAGCCAUGAAAACUGGAAAACUUUUUGACUCCGUUGGUCGUUAUCCCGGGGCACAGCUCGGUGUUGGGGGAUUCCGUUCUCUGGGACUGGGAAGUAAAGCAGGUCUGAAGCAGGGCAUGUUACCACAGGGGGCCUACGGAGCCAGUCUGGGAACUGGAAUGCCAGUGGGCGCUGGUCUCACCAAUGGGCUGGGGCUGGGCUUGGGUCAGGCUGGGAGACGUGUUUAUGGCGCUGGUCUGGGAAAUCUGCCCGGAUAUGGGAGCGUAGCAGGCGUUGGAUAUCCUGGAGCCAGACCAGGCCUUGGACUUGGUUAUCCCACCGGACAGAGGCCUGAGGACCAAGUACCUGGUGUCUCUGCAGCAGAUUUGGGUGGACCUGGGCUGGACAGUCUGGGCAAAACCAUUCAGGAUCUGAGGAGAAAACAGCUGAGAGAUUUUGUUCGAUUGUACGGACACAGGUACAAAAGUCUUGGACCUUUGCUGCCACCUGGGAGUGAUGCCGUCCUUGGUCAUUCUGCAUCCCAGUUACAGACAGGAGGACAGGUCAGACUCCUCGAUAAGGUGUUUGAGUCAGCAGGUUUGGGGCAAAAUCCUGGUUUUGAUGAAUUACAAGCCAGAGGAGGACAGGGAAGUUUUGGGCCUAUGAUCGUGAAAAGAAAAAGCAUCACAGUGGCAGCUGGAGGAGUGACACGGCAACUGCCUCUGGAAAAAUAUGACAUCGGCCACCGUGACUCCGUUUUGACACCAAGACCAGAGGACGGUGAUCCGAGCAUUCAACAAAAUCAGCAGAUGCUGAACUGUGGGUUCACAGGGGAUUUAUCAGAGUUUUUGAAAACAGAAAUUAUUCAGGGUUCAGUUUCUCGACCUGACAGUGGAAAAGAUGGCAAAGAUGUGACGGCGGACGCACAAAAAGAGAACACUCGCCCAGAAACUCAACAACCCGCAGUUACAGCAGACAAACAAGGUGAUAAAGACCUUGGAGUUGGUACUGAAGACACAAAUAAAAUUAGAAUCCGUGGAACUGUCGCUGUUGAACACCGCAGUGGUGGCUCUCUCAGUCUUCAAGGAAAAGUAGGACUGCUGGUUCCACGGGCAGGUGAUGGCCAAGGUGUAGGCAUCGGCGUGUCGGAAAAGCAGGAAGCUAAAGGCGUUACUGCCGAGGGUCAGAGUGCAGAGCAGUACGCUAUCAAAGAGCCUAAAGUGCUCAAUAUUCCAAGGCAAACCGGGAGGAAUGAUCAGACAUCACGUUAUGCUGGAGGAGCAGGGAACUACCUGGGAGCAAGCCUGGGCAAUGGUGGAUAUGGAGCAGGUUUGGGACAGGGUGGGUAUCUGGGAGCUGCAGCUGGAAAACUGGGAGCACAUGGACAAGGUUUAUAUCCCCAGGGUGUUCCAGGCUAUGGUGAUGGAGCCUACCUGGGAGCUAUGGGAAAUGGCUAUGGCUACGGGAAUGGUUACAGCGACGGCUACGGCGCUGGGCUUGGUUACCCUACUGAGUUAGCUGAUCGGGGUGUGAACAAAGCAGGGAAGCGUGAAGGCUUCAACGCUGGAGCCUACGGCCCCGUCCAGGGAUCCUACGGUACACUCGGUGCUGGUCUGGAGUCAGCUGGUGGUAAAUAUGCAGGAGGAGCUGGUUCUUAUGGAAAUGCUCCAGUAAUUCCCGCUGGACUGGAAGGUGACGGGGGCUAUCCGUACGCUGCUCAGCCCCUCAGCCUCAACGCUGAAGGUGCCAAAUCCUCCAGCAAAUUUGAUGCUGGUGUAGGAUUUGGACCCCGGCAAGCAGGUUACGGUGCACAUCUAGGAGCCACUCAGGAUGCUCUGAGUAAGGAGAGCAACGUGGCAAAUACACUGGUGUGAACGGUGCCCUGGGAAAUGGUUACAAAGCCUGAUUCAAAUGAACCUGAGCUUCUUCAAGUGAACCAUUUCCUUGAGGUGUUCGCUACGAUGUGUUUUGUGUUUUUCUAGUCCGUUUUGUCCAGUUGUCUUGUGAACGUUGACCCUGUUUUAAGUUCUUCUCUCUGUCUGUCUGUCUGUGCUCAUGGAUAUGUCUCUUGUUAAGCCAGAACCUGCAGCACAAGUGCUCGGAAAACUGUGCCAGUGUUCAAGUUACCGUUGACAUGGAUUGCCUUCUGAUUGAAGCCAAUAAAUUAUACGUUACAUGAUGCUGACCCAAAGUUUCGGAGUUAAGAUAUAUCACUUUUUGUUUACCUCAAAUGUUCUCUUUAAAACCACACAGCACACGGGAAGUUGUACCACUUCCUUUUUCAUGAUGGCUACUGAAGCCUCACAAAAUGACACCAAGAUGCAAUUCAUUUCAAGUGGAACUAAAUGAAACUACUAAGUAGCCUGAUUAUAUAUUGCUUCUAUUGUGGUAAAAAGAACAUACAUAAAGCCAAAAGAAAACCCAAUAAUAUCACAUGACGGAAGACAAACAUGUUUCAAACAAAUGCACUGCAUAUAAUAAAAUGGUUUAAUGCAUAGAAAUGAAACAAUGUCAAGUAGGUUUAUACAAAACACUUUCUGUUUCUUAAAAACAUGCCACUCUAGGCGAGAAUUUUCCAUUGGUUAGAAGUUUUUGAAUUACAUUACUUGUAACAACAAAGCAAUGUGAAUGCUGGUUGCCUUGACAUUAGCUCAUAAAACAAGUCUGAAAACAAUAGAUAAAAAACCAUAGAAGAUAAAAA
Messenger RNA from Cynoglossus semilaevis (tongue sole), 3433 nucleotides. Its product is annotated as fibroin heavy chain. The transcript is spliced from 25 exons. NCBI's taxonomy places the organism in Eukaryota, Metazoa, Chordata, Actinopteri, Pleuronectiformes, Cynoglossidae. The coding region runs from base 567 to 2606 and encodes 679 amino acids. The record is from RefSeq and is a predicted model, not a curated record.